CUUCGAACAUACCGCCCAUCGAUAUCGCCGACCUCGAUUCUCUUAAAACAACUGAAACGAAACGAAACGAAACGAAUCGAACUGCAAUUUUAUUCCAAACAAAACAUCCAUAAUACAACUGUGCUUCGACGGACCGACAGAGCAAGAUUAAUUCUCCCUCUCUACCGAAGCUCAAAUAAAAGAAGAAGAAAAGAACUUGCCAAUCAAAAGCGAGCAGUGACGUUUAUCGACCCAAUUAAUCCAUCAAAACUGAACAAGAAAAAAAACGGGAACAUAUCCUUGCGAGCAGAUCUUUGGCUUCACAACUCAUCAUAUCAUUCCUGAGACGAGGCAUAAUCAAGAAUGAGUUGGUUUGGAAACAACAAGGGUGCGUAGAUUUGUUGCGUCUUCCCUGUUCAUGAAUAUGACAAGGGACGCCGGGGAAUGAAAAUAAUUUGGCAUCGGCAAACUUAUUUCCUAUAUAUCUUGUUUUCAAUUCUCAUUUCGUUCACUAAUUGUGAUGCAAUCUGCUAUGUGCUGUAUUCUGCUCUCCGCAUGAUAAUAUUUUACUGUUGUUGCUUGCAACCAAACCAUAUUGCAACACAGAAAUGGCAAAUGCUGGAUAUGCGCAACCGACUGAGGAUCUACCCGUAGCGACUCUUGUCACGGAUGAUGCAGUCGCGACCGAAUACCAGCAAUUAAAUCAGCACCUUAACCAGGCUUCGGCACCUGUGGAACCUGUUGCUACAGCUACCUCCAGCGGAGGAGGCUGCUGUGCCGCCGCCGCCUCCAAACCACCGGCCACAGCUCCCCCCUCUUCCAAUUCUUGCACCAACAAUUAUUUGGACAGUGAUCCCACGAUCUCGCGCUUCCCCAUGAAUAUGAGGGAGUGUCCCAACUGCCACCGCGCCUCCAGGACGAGAGUGGUCACCAAGCCCUCGUGCAAAACCUGGGUUGCCUUCGGAAUCAUGACGGGUGUCUUUUGGCCUCUCUGCUGGGUCCCUCUAGUGUCGGAUUCGUGCAAGGAAACGGAACACUUUUGCACCUCGUGCGGAGCCAAGGUGGCCAAGGUCCGUGCCUUUCAGGACUGCUGCGUUGAGCAUCGGGGGUGAAACGAAGUGCAAUAGAAUUAUUGCUGUUGUAUUUCUUGGUCCACAUAAAUGUACUAAUGUCGUAGAAUGAAGUUAUAGAAUCAUU
Pseudo-nitzschia multistriata is the source of this 1176-nucleotide messenger RNA. The record is from the annotation of a GenBank genome assembly. Lineage: Eukaryota; Bacillariophyta; Bacillariophyceae; Bacillariales; Bacillariaceae.